AUGUCACAUGACUACCAUCUAUCCGACACAUGGAGCCUAUUCCCAAACGGGAAGUAUGAUUCCGCUGCCUGCCAGUGCAGUGCAGUGCCCAGUGCCGUGUUGUCGCUGGUGAUUAUGCCCGACAUUGCCGUGCCCGGAGCCUUUGAUCAUGUGGUGGUGAGUGUGUCGGGGGUCAUCCACACCGCGAGCCCUUUUGUGCUCGAAGUGUCUGACAACGAAAACAACCUGCUCCAGCCCGCUAUCCGAGGAACGUUGAACAUCGCCCACACAAUUCAUACAUGCAACCCUAGUGUACGGAGAUUGGUGAUAACCUCCUCCUUUGCCGUGGUCCUCGACUUAGACCAAGGGUUCCGACCAACAUACCGCUACACCGAAGCAGACUGGAAUCCAUGCAGCUAUGAGAUCACCCAGAAAACCUCCAACUCGAGCAUAGCAUACUGUGCAUCCAGAGCAUUUGCGGAAAGAUAUCUGUGGGAGUGGGUGACCGAGAACCAGCCCAACUUCACCGUGGCCACCAUCUGCCCCCCGUGGAUCUUUGGCCCUACGAUCGACGUUGCGUCCAAGCGGAACGAGUCCACCGAAGUCAUCAUGAACCUCGUCAACGGCUCUCAGACAGAGGUGCCUGAGAAUGACUUUGCCGCUUUUGCGAACGUGGAAGAUGUUGCGCAGGCGCAUCUCCGGGCGUACGUGGAGGACCUGUCGGCCCACGAGCGAUUCAUUGUUGCUGGGGGGGCGGUUCUUGUAUCAGGAGGCAUGCGAUCGGUUCCCAGGGGCAUCUCUGGAACACGCGUGAAGACGUACAUCGCCGACGGCUCCAAUGCGGCGAGAGUAUUAGGUCUCGAGUAUCGGAAUCUGGAAGAGACCUUGGUGGAAACGGUGGAGGAUUUGCAGAGCAAGGAUAUGGUUUAG
Molecule: messenger RNA, 909 nt
Organism: Aspergillus aculeatinus CBS 121060
Lineage: Eukaryota; Fungi; Ascomycota; Eurotiomycetes; Eurotiales; Aspergillaceae
Product: NAD(P)-binding protein
Exons: 2
Coding region: 1-909 (302 amino acids)
Biological process (GO): steroid biosynthetic process
Molecular function (GO): 3-beta-hydroxy-Delta5-steroid dehydrogenase (NAD+) activity
Source: RefSeq, a predicted model, not a curated record